Molecule: messenger RNA, 1856 nt
Organism: Linderina pennispora
Lineage: Eukaryota; Fungi; Kickxellomycota; Kickxellomycetes; Kickxellales; Kickxellaceae
Exons: 1
Coding region: 173-1765 (530 amino acids)
Biological process (GO): fungal-type cell wall (1->3)-beta-D-glucan biosynthetic process
Cellular component (GO): cytoplasm; fungal-type cell wall
Molecular function (GO): 1,3-beta-glucanosyltransferase activity
Source: RefSeq, a predicted model, not a curated record
GGGGUUUGUGUUCUAUUUCCCACUAUGAAACUGUCACGAACAGCAAGUAAAUAGAACGUGCUCCCUCUUCUCUCGUCUUUUCGUUCUCCUUUGCUUUCCUCUCUUCCACCUUCCAUUUUUCACGAACUACCUUAUUGCCCUCACUCUCUUCCUCCCCCACCUCCUGUUUACCAUGCGUGUCUCAAUUUUCGCUCUGACCGCACUGCUGGGCAGUGCCGUCGCUCUGGACAAAAUUGUGAUCAAGGACAACAAGUUCUUCAACUCUGUGACCGGCGACGAGUUUUUCUUCAAGGGUCUGGCUUACCAGCCCGAGAACGGCGAGCCGGAUCCCAACAACCGCGACCCGCUGGCCGACACGGUCGGAUGCAAGCGCGACAUUGAGUCCUUCAAGGACCUGGGCAUCAACGCCAUCCGCGUGUACCAAACCGACUACACCAAGAACCACGACGUGUGCAUGGCUGCCCUGGAGAAGGCCGGCAUCUACGUGGUUCUGGACGUGCCCGCCCCCAGCUACGCUAUCAACCGGGCGUACCCGGAGUGGACGACCGAUCUGUUCGCCAAGUUCCGCGCCAAGGUCGACAACUUUUCGGUCUACAAGAAUGUGGCCGCGUACGUCAUUGGCAACGAGGUCACUAAUGACGAUAAGACGACACCGGCGGCUGCCUUUGUGAAGGCUGCGGCACGCGAUAUCAAGGCGUACCUGAAGAAGCAGAACAUCACAACGCCGGUCGGCUAUGCGUCGAACGACGAGCCCUCGAUCCGUGACCAGCUGGCAGCCCACUUUGUGUGCAGUGAGAACAACUCCGAGAACGUCGACUUUUAUGGCAUGAACCUGUACAACUGGUGCGGCGACAUGACGUUUGAGACGUCCGGGUACGAAGAGUUUGUCAAGCAGUACGCCAGCUACCCGGUCCCCGUGCUGCUGACCGAGUACGGCUGCAACGCUCAGCGCCCGCGCAAGUUCCCUGAGGUUGGAUCCCUGUAUGGCAGCGACAUGGACACUGUGUUCUCGGGCGGCUUCAUGUACGAGUACUCAGAGGAGGCCAACAACUACGGCCUGGCAUCGGUCACGUACGGCAAGACUGGUGUCGAAAAGACUGAUGACUACGACAACUUCAAGAAGGCUCUGGCGGCGGUCUCCCCCAAGGGUGUCAAGAUGAGCGAAUACAAGCAGUCCUCGGCCAAGCGCCCCUCGUGCCCCAGCGUUACUGACACAUGGCAUGUCGCUCCCAAGAUCCUGCCACCGACGCCCUCGUCUGCCAGCUGCCAGUGCAUCUCUAGCUCGUUCUCGUGCGCGAUCAAGGGCAACGUCACGGAUUCGGAUGCUGGCAAGGCGGGCGAUCUGAUCGGCAACGUGUGCAAGGACGUGUCGUGCUCGGAGAUCCAGACGAACACCGCCAAGGGCGAGUACGGACACUACGCGUUCUGCGACGUCUCUGUGCGCGCAUCGUACGCCGUUAACGCAUACUAUGAAGACAAGAAGCAGUGCAAGGCUGACGGAUUUGAUACGCAGACUGCCAAGCCGUCGUCGAAGGCGGACUCGUGCGCGGACAAGACCACCGACAUCAACACACCCAGCAACAACAACGGACGGGUGCCGACGGUCGAUGACUCGGAGCUCGAGGACCUUGAGAGCGGCAGCUCAUCUGGUCACCGCAGCUCGUCGGGCAGCUCGCUGGGUACCAGCGCUGCGGGAUCUGUCUCCAUGCUGGCUCUGGCGUCAACGCAGGUUGCUGUGGUGUUUGCCGCCGCCAUGCUGAUUUAAAGAUAGGGCAGUGGGAUACUUUGUGUCUGGGAUCGGAUUUCCAGCGACCAUUACAAUGGCUUUGUUGAAAUCGAACAAUGUUUGAGAAAAU